AGCAUGCACCAGAGCGCUGGCUUGACUGCCGAGCCCAGCCAGCCCCGACGCCGAGUCCUUUCGUUCGGGUCUUGCCACAUCUCUGUCCUGGCACCGUCGCUCCGGUGUCUCGCCGCCCAAGCAGCAAACCGUCGCCGGUCGCCCGUCGAAUCCACCUUGCAUCCGACCGCAGGAUGGAGUUCCACUUCCAAACGACCGACCCCGAGCUGGGCACCAGGGACCUCUACACCAUGGACGGCAUCGCAGAGCAAAUCUUUGGCCAGGACAAGACCGUCGGCUUCGAGCAUGUCUGGGCCGGCCAUCUCCCGGGGCUACAAAACUUUGUGCAUCGAUGGACCGGCGAAGGCAGAACCUUGGCCGAGCUUCGAGACCCCGUUGGGGCCACACUGCUUCAUGUCGCCAUGCUCCGUCGCCAACCCGUCCUCGCUCGGUUCUUGGUCGAGAGUGACCCGACUCUGGUGUUUGAGCCGUUCGCUCUUCCCGACAACAGGGUCUCCCCCUACGAUGGCGAGACGGUCAUGCACAUUGCCGUCACCCAGGGCGACGUGGGCAUGGUGGAGUACUUGUUUGAGUCGGCUCUCAAGUACCGGCUCAAGCUCCUUCAGCUUCGUUCGAUCGAGACCGGAGUCGAGUUCAAGGAGGCUAGAGCCCUCGAGUUUGAGCGCCCGAGACUUGUCAAAGACUUGAUCGACAGACCCCUGGCCUUUGGCUCCGAGUUUCGCUUCGACACCCACGGCUCCUUCAACUAUGGCGGAACCGUGCUGGCCUUUGCCGCUCUUGCCCAGAACAAAGAGAUGGUCGAAUACCUCGUCGAGAAGCUUGGGUGCGAUGUCACUGUGACCGACAAUGUGCAUCGCGAGAGAGACGUCGAGCAGGGAAAGGGCAUUACGGGCUUCACCGUGCUUCACACCCUGGCCUUUCACGGCAAGUUUCGAUACAAGGGCAAGGAGGACACCACGGCAUCCAUGUUUCGAUAUCUCUGUGACCAAGCCAAGAAACAGCUCUCAUCGGUGGUGCGCAUGAGCUCCAAGCAUCCGCUGGCUCCGUGGUGGCUUCGGGAACGCUCCCGAAUCGCCAAGCAGUAUACCGACCCCAAACAAAAGGAGAUUGUCAUCCAACGAUUCAUCGAUCUCAUGACCUGGAAGGCUUACGUCAAAACAGACGUUGGGCUGGAGGCGAUGACGCCGCUCGAGGUCGCUAUUUGGCAGCGAAAGACGGCCAUACUGGACGAGAUCAAGCGGCCGAUUUGGGAGUUUGGCCAAACACGGUGCUACCAGUUCCCACUCAAUCACCUGUAUUCAGCCAACGGCGGUGGCCGCAAGGGUUCAUCUCGACCACGCACAGCUUUUCACAUUGCCGUUGAUAAUGGCGACUUCGCCACCGUAUCACACCCGAUCUUCCAGAUGAUCAUUCAAUGUGCCUGGGAAACUCCCGGUCCAAGAAGUCUCUCACAUCGCCAACUUGUGUAUCUGCGGUUCUCAAUCGCAUUUAUACUGAUGGUUUUGUUUGCAGUCACCGUUUCCUUGAUGCCUGUGGGCAAUCGCGGACUGUACAGCGAGCCAAGAGGAGGCUACCGCAUGGCUCUAGAGAUUAUCGUCAUUCUGCUGACUCUGACGAUUGCGACCUCUGAAGUUCGGGAUAUCUGGAACAGUGGGCUGGAGUACAUACGAGGCAUAGAUCGCGGGAUCACUGGGGCUGCGAAUGUGUUUCGUUUGCUCUUUAUUGGUCUGAUGAUUGCAGUGGUGGUCAACCGAUGUGCAUUUGGAAACUUUGCGCUCGAAAAUGCUCUGCUUGGGCUGGCAGCGAUACUCGGAUGGAUCUAUCUGUUUUUCUUUGCCAAGCACUCCUCCAAGCUCGGUCCCUUUGUGAUUGUGUUCCUCCGAAUCGUGUACACCGAUCUGGUUCAAUUUCUCGUACUCUACAUGUUCUUCAACGUCGGAUUCGCAUGUGCGUUCUUCUUGCAACUAUCGCCCGUGGCCUCCACCUCGGAUCCCUCGACCAGUUUCAGCGACUGGCAGUGGCUCGGCGGCGCAGUGGUAUGGAUGUUCCGGUAUCUGUACGGCGGAGCCAUCUACGACGAUUUUCGAAAGGCUGUCAUUCCGGACUUUUCUAUGACCCUCUUUAUUGUGAUCAACUUUAUCACAAACAUUCUCCUCAUCAACGUUUUUAUUGCGCAACUCUCGCGGACCGUUGCCGUGACCUAUGAGAAAGCCCGUGCGAUUUGGAUAUUGCAGUGGGCCGAGUCCGUCCUCUCUAUGAAUCUGCGCAACCCAGGCUCAUCCAUGGAGCUGGGAUUUGUGUAUCAAAAGAGCCGCCUCGAUCUCAGGGCACUCUACGAGCGAUGGGCAGCUGGCUCCGAUGACGAGGGCGAAGGACUGCAUUCUCCGGGUGUCCAUGGUAUGCCGAGUCAAGCGGUUUUGGCCGAAGAGGCCUCGGUCGUUGGCUACCGCUGGUUUCUGGUUAUAGAACAAGAAGUCGACGGCAAGUGGAUACCGCGCAAGUUUUGCUAUACCGGCUCCAAGGAGCGCCCCAGCCGCGAAGACUGGAGGCCUGCCAAGAUCAAGUUUGACGCAACCGAGGAGGCCUUCCCAUCGACAACAUUUGCAGGCUAUUUUAUCCAAAAGCUGGCGGCUGUGUUCACACUCCCACUGGGGUUGCUAUUCAAGAGCGUGCUUCGAAGGAUAGGAUCAGGGCACAAAUACAGCAUGUCCAGAACGAAGCGGGACAGUGGCGUCCCCGAACAUUCCUCACACCAGCCGCUGCCUUCAACACAGUGAUCUUUCGGCUGCAGCGUGCAAGCCAUGUGGCUGCUUCCGGUUUUUGUUGGCAACCGAGUGAGUUUUGUUGGUUUGGGAAGCAGAAUACAUCUGGUCAGUCUCCUGUGGUGAUGAUCGACUGGCAUUGA
Polychytrium aggregatum is the source of this 2905-nucleotide messenger RNA. RefSeq lists its product as uncharacterized. Gene Ontology annotation, biological process: calcium ion import across plasma membrane. The coding region runs from base 174 to 2777 and encodes 867 amino acids. The transcript is spliced from 16 exons. Gene Ontology annotation, molecular function: protein binding; calcium channel activity. Lineage: Eukaryota; Fungi; Chytridiomycota; Chytridiomycetes; Polychytriales. Gene Ontology annotation, cellular component: membrane. The record is from RefSeq and is a predicted model, not a curated record.